AUGCCACCGUACGUGCGCUUCUCGCAAGCCCUUCGUCUACUCACCAGAGCUUCACGACCAUGCCAACAUGUCUUCCAUCAGCGAGAAACUUACCGUCGCGUCAGUACUCUACCGUGCUUCACUCUCGACAACAAAGUCUGCGUCGUGACAGGUGCAUCCCAAGGUCUAGGCCAACAAAUUCUCACCGCCUUCUGUCUCUCCGGCGGCCACGGUGCAGUAGUAGACCUCUCCCUCUCCUCCGCCCGCGACUCCAUCUCCACAAUCACUUCCGAAGUCUCCUCCGCCGGCCUACCCGCCCCCGACCUACGUCCCUACGAAUGCAACACCGCCGACGAGUCAGCCGUCAAGUCCACAUUCGCUCAGAUCGUCAAAGAUUUUGGCAAAGUAGACGUGUUGUGUACGAAUGCAGGCAUUACUGGAGGCGAAGCGGCUGAAAAGUAUGACUUUGAGCAUUGGAAGGGCAUGCUUGACGUCAAUGUAAACGGCACUUUUUUGUUUGCAAAGGAGGCUGGACAGCAUAUGAUUGAGAGAAAUAUCAAGGGGAGUAUUAUCAUGGUGUCGAGUAUGUCGGGUACGAUUGUGAAUCGGCCGCAGAAGCAAUCGGCUUACAACACCUCAAAAGCAGCAGUCGUCCAAAUGAUGAAGUCCUUCGCCAGCGAGUGGGGCGAACACGGCAUCCGCGUCAACGCAAUCUCACCAGGCUACAUCCAAACCGCCGCCAACGAAGGCGAGGAAAUGCAAGAACUGGCCAAAGGCUGGAUCAAAGAUAUCCCUUUGCAUCGUAUUGCCAAACCUGAGGAAUUCAGGGGUACAGCGGUAUACAUGGCUAGCGAUGCAAGUAGCUACAUGACAGGCAGUCAAGUUGUUGUUGAUGGCGGAUAUACUGUUUGGUAG
Aureobasidium namibiae CBS 147.97 is the source of this 894-nucleotide messenger RNA. RefSeq names its product NAD(P)-binding protein. The transcript is spliced from 3 exons. Gene Ontology annotation, cellular component: intracellular anatomical structure. The record is from RefSeq and is a predicted model, not a curated record. The coding region runs from base 1 to 894 and encodes 297 amino acids. NCBI's taxonomy places the organism in Eukaryota, Fungi, Ascomycota, Dothideomycetes, Dothideales, Saccotheciaceae. Gene Ontology annotation, molecular function: oxidoreductase activity, acting on NAD(P)H, oxygen as acceptor.